AUGUGGAAGUAUUAUUCCAGAAUAUUUUUCAAGAGGAAGAACUUCAAUACUCCCUGUCUAAGCUGCAAUAUAGAUUCUCACAUGAAUUUUUGUAGGCCGUUCAUCAGGAAAAUGUCGUCGGGAGUAUUUCUAAAGCAGUUGAAGCCCCCUAGAAAUGAAGGGAUGACUAAACUCGAUAAAUCAAAAUUCCUUGUUACGAAAAAAGUAUGGGCAUUAUUGUUACCUGAAAUUAGGUAUAUCAAUGAGUUCAUCGGAAGAAAGAAACCUUCAUCGUCCUCUAUUGCACUCAGUAUUCCCCAAAAACCAUCGCUAGUGGAGUAUACAAAAGAAGAGCUAUCUGACGAGGAAUACAAAAAAAUCAGUUUGAAAAAUACAAAACUGAAAGCUCUAUUGUUAAAGGAUGACAUUAGGGUUACAGAAAAUGAUGAAAGAGGACUUAAUACUGAGCCUGAACUAUUGAAGUGUAAUGUUCCUGAAUCAACCUAUAAAAGGUUAAAAGAAAUAGGAGCCAUUUACAAAAUACAUACUCUUAAUUUUGACUUUGAUUACUGGCCAUACGAUGAUAUUUUGAAGGCUAUUUUACCGGAUUCCCUCGUGGAACAAUGUCCUAGUGCGUUCACGGUAGCUGGGCAUUUAGCACACUUGAAUUUAAAAGAGCAGUAUAUGCCCUACAGACACAUUAUUGGAGAGGUUAUUUUAGAAAAAUUUCCGAACAUCAAGACAGUUGUCAACAAAACAAACAAUAUUACAUCUGAAUUUAGGACUUUUGAAAUGGAAAUUCUAGCCGGAGAAGACAACCUUGUGGUUACACAAAAGGAGAGCGGCUGCCAAUUUACUUUUGAUUUUGGAAAGGUUUAUUGGAAUUCCAGACUUGCAACUGAGCAUGAAAGACUAAUAAAAUCAUUUGGAACAGGAGAGAUAGUUUGUGAUGUUAUGGGUGGUGUUGGACCAUUUGCAAUUCCCGCAGGCAAGAAGUCAUGUUUGGUUUUUGCGAAUGAUCUUAAUCCUGAGUCUUUCAAAUACCUCAAGAUGAACAUCAACCAAAAUAAAGUUGACCAGUUUGUGAAACCUUCUAAUUUAGAUGGUAGAGAAUUUAUAAGGAAAUCGCCUCAAUUAAUCGCAGAAUUUCAAAGGUCCACACCUUACAUCAAAUACACUGAUAAAUCACAAGGGCCAGGUAAGAGACAAAAGAAGCAAGUUUCCGAUGAGGACCAAGAUGCACAACCGUCAAAGAAAAGAAAGCAAUUACAAUUUGAUGUCCCAUUAUUCCCGUCCCAUUAUGUGAUGAAUUUACCUGACUCUGCAAUUACUUUUGUUGACUCGUAUGUGGGUUUAUAUACUAAUGGCUAUCCUAAUAUGACAAAAGAGCAGAUCAAAAAUCUUCCAGGCUAUAAGUUGCCUAUAAUCAAUGUUCAUCAUUUUGAAAAGUACAAGGAAGACGAAGUUGAGGGGGACAUUGAAAAGGAGCUUGAAAAAAGAAUACAUUCCAAAAUCGUCAAUCAACUAAACUACGAUAUUCCAGUAUCCGAUAUUAAAUAUCAUGUAGUAAGGCAAGUUGCACCAUGUAAGCUGAUGUACUGCAUCUCCUUCAAAUUACCCGAGGAUGUUGCAUUUGCUGCAUGA
Pichia kudriavzevii is the source of this 1623-nucleotide messenger RNA. RefSeq lists its product as uncharacterized. The coding region runs from base 1 to 1623 and encodes 540 amino acids. Gene Ontology annotation, biological process: tRNA N1-guanine methylation; mitochondrial tRNA methylation. Lineage: Eukaryota; Fungi; Ascomycota; Pichiomycetes; Pichiales; Pichiaceae. The record is from RefSeq and is a predicted model, not a curated record. The transcript has a single exon. Gene Ontology annotation, cellular component: mitochondrial matrix; cytoplasm.